This is a messenger RNA of Botrytis porri, 1016 nucleotides long. RefSeq lists its product as uncharacterized. Lineage: Eukaryota; Fungi; Ascomycota; Leotiomycetes; Helotiales; Sclerotiniaceae. The record is from RefSeq and is a predicted model, not a curated record. The coding region runs from base 1 to 690 and encodes 229 amino acids. The transcript is spliced from 2 exons. Gene Ontology annotation, molecular function: oxidoreductase activity.
AUGUUCAGAGCGACGUUGCCCAGAAUGACCAAAUUUGAUAUUGCGAUUGUUUCCGACACCGUCUGCCCGUGGUGUUAUGUUGGAAAGCAAAAACUCGAGCAAGGAAUUACGGCAUACAAACAACGACAUCCUGAUUCCAAUGAUACAUUUAGUAUCUCAUGGCAUCCUUUUUACCUUGCUCCAGAAGCGCCCAAAACUGGUGUGGAUAAACGAGCAUGGUACCUUGCUCGCUUUGGAGAAGAGAGAAUGACGGCAGUUUUCGGUCGACUUUCUGAAAUUGGAAAGGAUGUCGGUAUCGACUUCAAGUUUGGAGGAAAGACAGGAGCUACGAGAGAUAGCCAUCGCCUUAUUCAAUUGGGAAAGACAAAGUCGCCGGCCAUGGAAACAAAGGUAGUGGAAUCAUUAUUCAAGUCGUAUUUUGAAGAAGAAGGCGAUAUUACAAGUCAUGAAGUAUUACAAAGUGCCGCGGUACGAGCUGGUUUGGACGAGAAGGAAGUCAAUGAAUGGUUGGAGAGUGGGAAGGGGGGAGUAGAGGUUGAUAGGGAGGUUGAAGAGGCGAGGAAUUCGAUUAGCGGGGUACCGAAUUUCACUAUCCAGGGAAAAUAUGAGAUUGGAGGUGCCCAGGACUCUGCAGUAUUUUUGAGGUUGUUUGAGAAGAUUAAGGAGAUGGAGGAAUCGUCGAAAGCUUAGGCAAAAUGUAGUUAGGGAUCUUGAGAUAUUUUUCAAUAGAAGAGAAGGACGGGAAUACAGAUUUGAAGGCUUCAUUGGGAGAUUUAGUUGAUCAUACCCAUGGCGAGCUUGUUAGGCACACGUGGGCAAACAAUGAAUGAUGCCGGAACUCACAAAUUUUCUACAGAAAAGUGAAUCAGCCACAAUGAACCCCCAUAUAUAAUUGUCAGCCACGGCAAGGCCACCCGUGGACGUCUGUGUCUCGCCUGGUCGAUCUCAAUUUAGCUGCAUAUUAUGUUGCACAGGAAGAUCUCGCAUAUCUAUUACAGGCAAGAUGAAGUCAGAUU